This is a messenger RNA of Venturia canescens, 2214 nucleotides long. RefSeq names its product Dihydrouridine synthase 3 (gene Dus3). Gene Ontology annotation, biological process: tRNA processing. The transcript has 4 exons. Bases 31 to 2103 code for a protein of 690 amino acids. The record is from RefSeq and is a predicted model, not a curated record. Lineage: Eukaryota; Metazoa; Arthropoda; Insecta; Hymenoptera; Ichneumonidae. Gene Ontology annotation, molecular function: flavin adenine dinucleotide binding; tRNA dihydrouridine synthase activity; RNA binding.
GUAACGAGAUGAGUACGAGAGCCGCGACUUAUGAAUUAUAUCGACAUGGCGGAUUGCAGUGAAAAUUCUACAACUCAAUGUUCUUCAGAUUAUAGUGAAGAUAAACAAAAGGGAAUAUGUAGAAUAAAACCUGAAUUCAUUGUUACUGACCAUGUAAGACAGUUGACAGAAGAAUGUUUGACACAAGAUGACAAAUGCAAAGUUUUGGAUCAAACUAAAGAUCCGAAAGAAGUUAACAACUCAGAUGAGCCACCGGUAAAAAAGAAAAAAUAUGAAGAUAAAAAGGAUAAAUUAAGAGGUCAGAACAAAGCUCGCCCGCCACCUUUCAAAGCUCCAAGGGAAGAAAAUUUAUGCCCCUGGGUUGUGGAUCAAGCAAAAGAGGAACCAGAAAAAAAGUGCCAAAACCCUCGUUGUACAUUCAUGCACGACAGAGCUGCAUAUUUGAAGAUAAAAGCAGAGGAUGUCGGACCUGAAUGUUGUCUUUUCAAUUUGUCAGGCAGAUGUCCGAGAGGGGUGGCCUGCAGGGUAGGUAAAAAACAUUUGACCGAAGAUGGCUACAAUAUUGUAGACAAGGAAAAACACAUGGAAUAUGAGAAGAAGCCUGCAUCAACGAAAAAUCAAAUUUCAAAGGAAUUACAAAACAGGCUGCGCAAACACAAAUACAAUUUUACCAGAGCUGAAAAAAUCGUGAAAGCAAAUGAUUUGUCUAAGAAAAAAACUCAAAUGACAAAUCAAAAGGAAUCGAUCACUGGAAAUGGGGAUAAUCAAACAGAGAGUGAACUGAUCGCUAAAGAUGGAACUUCAAAUGCCUCCGUUCAACCAGUUGCAAAAAUCAAUGAUUUUAUCCCAAGCAACGAAAGUAGUAUUAACAGAGAAACAUUGAAUGAUAUUCCAAGUGUUGAGAGGACGAAAAACGGUGUUCCAAGCCAUCAAGAUAGUACAAAAACUGAAUUACCGGUUGUAUCGAAUGCUGAAAAGGAGGCGAGGAUAGGUUCAGUGCCCGAUCACGAUUUGAUUCGUUUGCGGUCCUGUGAAAAAAAAAAGAUUGAGUGGAGAGACAAAAUCUUGUUGAGUCCCUUGACAACAGUUGGGAAUCUUCCGUUUCGAAGAAUUUGCAAAGAGUAUGGAGCUGAUAUAACGUGUGGAGAAAUGGCUCUCGCACCAAAAAUUCUUAAAGGAGCCCACGAAGAGUGGGCUCUUGUAAAAAGACACGAAUCCGAAGAUAUCUUUGGUGUUCAAGUUUGCGGUAAUAAUCCCGGAGUUUUGGCACGGUGCGCGCAGCUUCUGAAUGACGAAGCUGACGUUAAUUACAUUGAUCUUAAUCUCGGAUGUCCUAUCGAUUUGAUUUAUCGCCAAGGCGGGGGUAGCGGAAUGCUCAAUCGUUUAAACAUACUCGAAAAUGUUGUUAAAUCGAUGAGCGAAGUUAUCGACAUACCUCUUACAAUAAAAACACGCAUGGGCGUUUAUAUGGACAAACCUGUCGCCCAUAACUUAGUCUCGAAAUUCCGAGAUUGGGGAGCUUCCAUGAUAACCGUACACGGUCGAUCUCGCGAGCAAAGGUAUACAAAAUCUGCAGACUGGGAAUACAUCGAAAAAUGUGCGACAGCAGCGAGCCCGAUACCGGUAUUUGGAAACGGUGAUAUCCUGUCAUACGAUGAUUACGCGAAUCUUAGAAACACAUACAAAACGAUUCAGGGUGUAACAAUUGGACGUGGUGCUCUGAUAAAACCAUGGCUGUUCACUGAAAUCAAAGAGAAUAAACUUAUGGAUGUAAGAAGUAAUGAGCGAUUCGAUAUAUUAAAAAAAUAUGUCAACUACGGUCUCGAGCACUGGGGCUCUGAUACACGCGGUGUCGAAACUACUCGACGGUUUAUGCUCGAAUGGAUAUCUUUUUUACAUCGGUACAUACCUGUUGGAAUUCUAGAAAAUCCACCUCAAAAGAUUAAUGAAAGACCACCGUAUUACGUUGGCCGUGAUGACAUGGAAACGUUAAUGGCCAGUUCCAAUUGUGCUGAUUGGAUUAAAAUAUCUGAAAUGUUACUCGGCAAAGUUCCAGACGGUUUUCACUUUUUGCCGAAGCACAAAGCAAACUCCUGGAAAUAAUACGCUGAGUCUCAAGCGUAGUUCACUCUAUUCAUCUAUUUUUUUACAAAUGCAAAAGACAAUGUCUUUCAACAAGAUUCAAGAGGUUUAAUAAAGAUACGUUACGAAUAA